GCCAGUCAACCGCCGGCAGGAGAGGAGGAGCAGGGGCGCGUCACCGCCGGCCUCCGCCAUGGCUGCCAUAUUGGAUGGGAAGUGAGCCUCAUUCCUCCGCCCACUGAGCUUGGUGGCGCACGGACCGGGCCUGGAGAGUGGCGGCCGCGGCGGUUGGAGCUAGUUCACGGUGUUCUGCGCCUCACCCGCUCCUCUCCCGGCUAUUCUUCUUUGCCUGACACACGCCCCGGCCGUGAGGCGGAGGAGAAAGCGGACAAGAUGGCGGACCCGGCAGAGUGCAGCAUCAAAGUAAUGUGCCGCUUCAGGCCUCUGAACGACUCUGAGGUGAUCAGGGGCGACAAGUACGUGGCCAAGUUCCAGGGGGAGGACACGGUGGUCAUCACGUCCAAACCUUACAACUUUGACCGUGUGUUCCAGUCCAACACAAGCCAAGAACAAGUUUACAAUGCAUGUGCAAGAGCAAUUGUUAAAGAUGUACUUGAAGGCUACAAUGGUACAAUAUUUGCUUAUGGACAGACCUCUUCUGGAAAGACCCACACUAUGGAGGGGAAGUUGCAUGAUCCAGAUGGGAUGGGGAUCAUUCCCAGGAUAGUUCAGGAUAUAUUUAACUACAUUUACUCCAUGGAUGAGAACCUGGAGUUUCAUAUAAAGGUGUCAUAUUUUGAAAUCUAUUUGGACAAGAUAAGAGAUUUACUGGAUGUGUCAAAAAUAAAUCUUUCUGUCCAUGAAGACAAAAAUAGAGUGCCGUAUGUAAAGGGUUGUACUGAACGUUUUGUAUGUAGUCCUGAAGAAGUUAUGGAUACUAUAGAUGAAGGAAAAUCGAACAGACAUGUAGCAGUGACAAACAUGAAUGAACACAGUUCUAGAAGUCACAGCAUUUUUUUAAUAAAUGUCAAGCAAGAAAAUACCCAAACGGAGCAAAAGCUAAGUGGUAAACUUUACCUAGUGGACUUGGCAGGUAGUGAAAAGGUCAGCAAAACUGGAGCUGAAGGUGCGUUGUUGGAUGAAGCUAAGAACAUUAAUAAGUCCUUGUCAUCUCUUGGCAAUGUCAUCUCAGCCCUAGCAGAAGGCAAUGUCUAUAUUCCAUAUCGUGAUAGUAAAAUGACCAGAAUCCUCCAAGACUCCUUGGGAGGAAACUGCAGAACCACUAUUGUCAUUUGUUGUUCACCAUCAUCUUAUAACGAAUCAGAGACAAAGUCUACACUUCUAUUUGGACAAAGAGCGAAGACCAUCAAGAAUACAGUAUGUGUUAAUGUGGAGCUCACUGCUGAGCAGUGGAAGAAGAAAUAUGAGAGAGAAAAAGAGAAAACAAAGACUUUGCGGAAUAUGGUGCAGUGGCUUGAGAAUGAGCUGGCUCGCUGGCGUAAAGGUGAAAAUGUACCAGUUGAGGAGCAGUUUGAUAAGGAAAAGGCCAAUCUGGAUGCAUUUGUAGUGGACAAUGUGGUAGCAAACGACAAGCCUGCUGUCACCCUUGCUGCUAAUUUUACGGAUGCUGAGAGGAGGAAAUGUGAAGAUGAAGUUGCUAAACUGUACAAACAACUGGAUGACAAGGAUGAAGAGAUCAACCAGCAGAGUCAACUGGUCGAAAAACUAAAACAGCAAAUGUUGGAUCAAGAAGAGCUGUUGGCUUCCACAAGACGAGACCAGGAUAAUAUGCAAGCAGAGUUAAAUCGUCUGCAGGCUGAAAAUGAUGCAUCCAAAGAGGAAGUGAAAGAAGUGCUUCAAGCCUUGGAAGAACUGGCUGUCAAUUAUGAUCAGAAAUCACAGGAAGUGGAGGACAAGGCGAAGGAGUAUGAGAUUCUGAGCGAAGAGCUCAGCCAGAAAUCGGUAAUUUUGUCCAGUUUAGACUCAGAGCUCCAGAAGCUGAAAGAGAUGACUAACCAUCAGAAAAAAAGGGCUACGGAGAUGAUGACCUCUUUACUGAAGGAUCUGGCAGAGAUUGGCAUAGCAGUGGGAAACAAUGACUCAAAGCAACCUGAAGUGAGUGGCAUGAUCGACGAGGAGUUCACAGUUGCCAGGCUGUACAUUAGUAAGAUGAAAUCUGAAGUGAAGACCAUGGUGAAACGCUGCAAACAGCUGGAAGGCACCCAGACUGAGAGCAACAAGAAGAUGGAAGAGAACGAGAAGGAACUUGCUGCAUGCCAGCUUCGUAUCUCUCAGCAUGAAGCAAAGAUCAAGUCACUGACAGAAUAUGUGCAGAACCUGGAGCAGAAGAAGAGGCAAAUGGAGGAGUCCGUGGAUUCUUUAAAUGAGGAGCUUGUCAAGCUUCGGGCACAGGAAAAAGUUCAUGAAAUGGAGAAGGAGCACUUGAAUAAAGUACAGACAGCAAAUGAAGUUAAGCACGCUGUGGAACAGCAGAUUCAAAGUCAUCGGGAAACUCAUCACAAGCAGCUGAGCAGCCUGAGGGAUGAGAUUGAUACAAAGGAGAAGAUUAUCACUGACCUCCAAGACCAAAACCAGAAGAUGAUCCUUGAGCAAGAACGACUGCGGGUAGAGCAUGAAAAAUUAAAAUGUGCAGAUCAGGAGAAAAGCAAGAAGUUGCAUGAUCUCACGGUUAUGCAGGACAGAAGGGAGCAAGCACGUCAGGAUCUGAAGGGACUUGAAGAGACAGUGGCUAAGGAGCUCCAGACCUUGCAUAAUCUCAGAAAGCUAUUUGUUCAGGAUUUGACAACUAGAGUGAAAAAGAGUGCGGAAAUGGACUCGGAUGAUACUGGGGGGAGCGCUGCACAGAAACAGAAGAUCUCCUUUCUGGAAAAUAACCUUGAGCAGCUAACCAAGGUCCAUAAACAGCUGGUACGCGAUAAUGCAGACCUGCGUUGUGAGCUUCCAAAGCUGGAAAAACGGCUUAGAGCUACAGCUGAACGAGUUAAAGCCUUGGAGUCUGCGCUAAAAGAAGCCAAAGAAAAUGCAUCUCGUGAUAGGAAGCGGUAUCAACAAGAGGUGGAUCGCAUUAAAGAAGCCGUUAGAUCCAAGAAUAUGGCAAGAAGGGGACAUUCUGCACAGAUUGCUAAACCAAUCCGUCCCGGUCAGCACCCAGCUGCCUCACCAACGCACCCAAAUGCAAUUCGCGGCGGAACUGUGUUCCCUCAGAAUAAUCAGCCUAUGCCUAUCCGUGGAGGAAGUGUUAAGCAAGACAAAAUCUGCUGAAGUCUCACCGACGCAUCGAUGGCAUUGAGAACAGUCAAGUGGUGAUCACUACUGGGGUUCACUUAACUUUGGGGAUUGUAGGAUUGUUUUUGAAAUUGUAAUUUAUAUCUGGCCUGUACAGCUCUUCCUUUCUCCCAAUUUUAUUUUUAUUUUUUUUGCAUUUAUUAUUUUUUUUCUCUAUUUGCAGCAAAACUUAGAGUGCAAUUUUGAUGUAUUUUGAAAUGACAUGUAAUUUAAUGGCUCCAUCUAUUGCACAGUUUGGUCUCCAUGUCUUAAAUAUAGUCUGCACUGUGCCAAGUCUGAAUGUACGUUACUGGUCGGGUAGAACCUAGUUACGUUUCUGUAAAUCUUCGUCAUAGGGACAUGGAGCAAAUUAACGGUUUAAUACACUUCCAGGUUAACCUUUUACAAUACAUUACGAGUCUACUGUGUCAUUAUACAGGGGCGGUAGACUCGUGACUUUAAUAUCAGCGCUACAAUAAAAUACUGUAGAUUGUACAGCGUCUAGCUACUAAAGUGUGCUUUACUAUACCGGUCGCUGGCCUGAAAUCUAUACUACCAAAUACUCUUAAGAUUUCAGGAUACUCGCGGCCGCUCUAUUAUUCUGUGGUGGAAGAUCUGCUGCCGUGUGGUUGUCGUUUUAAAUAAUGUAUAGGAACAAGACGCAGGAGGAAAACUUUUAUAUCCAAGACUGUUCAGAGACUGUCCUGUUCAUGAGCGUUACUGUGUGAAAACGUUCUGCUUUAUCCUAUUAAUAAAUGUGUAUGGGAUCAGCGAUACCUAUCCAUGUAUAACGGC
Molecule: messenger RNA, 3945 nt
Organism: Bufo bufo (common toad)
Lineage: Eukaryota; Metazoa; Chordata; Amphibia; Anura; Bufonidae
Gene: KIF5B
Product: kinesin family member 5B
Exons: 26
Coding region: 259-3147 (962 amino acids)
Biological process (GO): microtubule-based movement
Molecular function (GO): ATP binding; microtubule binding; microtubule motor activity
Source: RefSeq, a predicted model, not a curated record